Molecule: messenger RNA, 2078 nt
Organism: Oryza brachyantha (malo sina)
Lineage: Eukaryota; Viridiplantae; Streptophyta; Magnoliopsida; Poales; Poaceae
Product: thylakoid ADP,ATP carrier protein, chloroplastic-like
Exons: 10
Coding region: 225-1334 (369 amino acids)
Biological process (GO): transmembrane transport
Cellular component (GO): thylakoid membrane
Molecular function (GO): ATP transmembrane transporter activity
Source: RefSeq, a predicted model, not a curated record
CAAACAAGAGAGAGAGAGAGGAGCAGAGAAGAGAAGGGGAGCGCCGGGUCGGCCGCGUGGCCGGCGUGAGAGUUUAACAAACAAAAUGCGGGGGAGAGCGGCUACAUAAGAGGGAAAUUCAUCCUUCCUUAUCCCCUCUUCCCUCUUCACUCUCCGUCUCGCUGCUGCCCAAUUCCCCCCCCCCCCCCCCCCCGCCUCUCGCAGAUCCAAGGCAGCACAGAGCGAUGAUGGCGCACCGGCGAGUGGAGGCGUGCGAGUCCUGGCGGCCCCCGCCCCCGCCGUCGCCGUCGCCGGCGCACGCGCUCGCGCUCGGCGCGGGACGCCACGUGUUCGCGGCGCUCACCAUUCGGGAGGGAGGGGGAGGGGAGGAGGGGAAGGGGAGGAAGGUGGCGCUGCCGCCGGCGGGGGUGCUGCUGCGGCACCCGCUGGCGCUGCUGGCGCUGGUGCCCAACAGCGCCGCGCUCUUCGCGGCGGGGGCGGCCGCGGGGGCCGUCGCCAAGACGGUCACUGCGCCGCUCGACCGCGUCAAGCUCCUCAUGCAGACGCACAGCGUGCGGGUGGUGGGGGAGAGCACCAAGAAAGGGAUCGGAUUCCUCGAGGCUAUAGCAGAGAUAGGGAAGGAAGAGGGCUUGAAGGGUUACUGGAAGGGCAAUCUUCCACAGGUUAUUCGCAUAGUUCCUUACAGUGCGGUGCAACUGUUUUCAUAUGAAGUCUACAAGAAACUUCUCCGGAGAAAGGACGGAGAGCUUACGGUGUUUGGGAGACUUGCUGCUGGUGCUUGUGCGGGCAUGACAUCUACACUUGUAACAUACCCACUGGAUGUUCUUCGGCUGAGGCUAGCAGUUGAAGCUGGACAUAGUACUAUGUCUCAGGUUGCUAUGAACAUGCUGAGAGAUGAAGGGUUGGCCUCCUUCUAUGGAGGCCUGGGUCCAUCUCUUAUAGGAAUUGCACCUUACAUUGCUGUGAACUUCUGUGUUUUUGAUUUAAUGAAGAAAUCUGUACCAGAGAAGUAUAAGAGCAGACCGGAGACAUCUCUGGCAACUGCUCUUCUUUCAGCAACAUUUGCAACUUUGAUGUGUUAUCCUCUAGACACUGUUAGAAGGCAGAUGCAAAUGAAGGGAUCACCCUACAACACAGUUUUGGAUGCUAUUCCAGGCAUCGUGGAGCGUGAUGGUCUAAUUGGACUAUACAGGGGUUUUGUUCCAAAUGCAUUAAAAAAUCUACCGAAUAGCAGUAUUAAACUGACUGCGUUCGACACUGUGAAGACAUUGAUAUCUACUGGGCAGAAGGAACUUGAGAAACUCAUGCAAGAAAAUGAGGAGAAAAUGAGCUAAGGAAAAGUUGGCCUCUUUACAUGUUGCAUUUUGUUUGGUUUUCCCAUUUAUUGGGGUCAAUUCUAGGGUUUGAAUAGUACCACAUCUUUUCUGUUGGUUUGCUGGAGAUUGGGGCGGCAUUAGAAGCAAACUAGGCAAUAAAUUUAUUUCUUUAAUGGCAACAUGGCUUUAGAUAGCGUUAGCAGAAGAGUUAACCCUACAAGAUCAUACUUAUGGGAAUGCAACUAUGCAAGCCUAUGGUUAUCUAAAAAGCAUACGGUGAUCUCAGAAGUUCGUCAAAAAGAUGGAGUGUACCAUACAGAGAGCUAUGAGAUGCUGUGGAGCACCCUUGCGACUGCAAUGACAUAUUUCCUGUACAGAUUGGCCUGGUUGCUGAUUCUGUUGUUGAUGGGAAUCCCAAUCGGAAAGCUUGAUUCAUGUUCUCCAGUUUUAUGGAACAUCACGAUCUUGCUUUCGUCUCUUCGUCGCCCCUAUGUUUCAUGGUAGCAUGUUGUAGGAAUAUAGGAGGUGAAGUGGAAAGGGUGAAAUGCAGUUUAGGGAGAGAUGAAUGUAUCCAUUUUUCAUUUUCUGAUAUUUAGGAGCUUUUGUAUUUAUUUUUCCUGGUUUUGAGAGGUGGGGGAACUGAUGUUGGAGAUUUGAGCCAUUUUAUCAAGUUUUAGGUAUUUGUUGAUUCAAUAUUGUCCCAUGUGCAGUGUCAACGUUUUGUCCAGCGUUUAGUAACAUGAUGCUCUAGGUAGUUGUAAC